Molecule: messenger RNA, 1065 nt
Organism: Polistes canadensis
Lineage: Eukaryota; Metazoa; Arthropoda; Insecta; Hymenoptera; Vespidae
Product: cilia- and flagella-associated protein 97-like
Exons: 2
Coding region: 168-950 (260 amino acids)
Biological process (GO): spermatogenesis
Source: RefSeq, a predicted model, not a curated record
UAUUAUGGUUGUUAUAGAAACAGAGUUAUUGUUUACACCACAUUUAAAAAAGUCUUCUUUCAUGCAAGCUUAUUUACUUUUCUUUCUUUUUGUUUUUAUGCAAUUUGAAUUUAUUGUGCAUUAUCUUGUGUACAAUUGAUUGAAUAAUAUUUUAAAUAUGUGUGACAAUGUCUAAUUUACAAGAGAUCAAAACUAAUUAUUUAUGUCAAUGUACUGUUUCUAUCACAGACGAAAUUUUACCAAAACAAAUAAAUGAAACUAAAGAGAAUUUUAAUAAUGUAUUAAACAUACACGAGAUCGAUGAAGACGAUGACUGCGAGAACGAUAUUGUUCAUUCUAAUAAUUUAAAUGACAAUGAAGAUGAUAAUGAAACUAUAAAAGAUAAAGAAAAGAAUACCCUCGAUGAUGAAUACGCUUAUACAAAUGAAUCAUUUUAUUCUGAUGAAUCUUGCAGCGAGUCAGAGGAAACUGCAUCGCAAUAUUUAGUCAGUGGUUCUUGUUCGCUUUACAUCGAUGAUAAUAAAUGUGAAGAGGAUGGGAAAUUAGAGAAUUUAAAUGGUAAACAGGAAGAAGAGAUUGAUUACAAUGAAGAAACUGAAGGAAGUAUAAGUGUAGAAAGAAGCGAAAGAAUACGGCAGAGUAGCGAACAAAAUUUAGAAUUUGUAAGAAGAACUAGAAGAAAGAAUAUGAGUUUUACAGAUGACGAGGUACGGAAAAUUGAACGCGAGAAUGAACUUCUAUUGAGAAAAAUAAUGGCACAGCAUAAACCUCGUGAUAAAGUUCUUAGGAAAGGUGCUCUACCUAAAAUGAGUAGUUCAGCUAUUAAUAGAAAAAGACUGCAAAAGAAGAUCGAAGGAGAUAACAUGAUGCUUCUUCGUAGAAUACAACAAGCAAAACCAUGUGUGAUAUCAAAAUCAACUACACCAGGUUAUAGAAUGACUUUUAUAUGACUAUGAAAUUAAUUAACAUAACGAUGAUUUAUGAUUGGUAUAUAUAUAUAUUUAUAUUGAGAUUUUAUUUGAUAAAUCUCUAAUUUAAUAAAAUCUAAAUUAAGUAAAUCUUUAA